Molecule: messenger RNA, 2401 nt
Organism: Camponotus floridanus (Florida carpenter ant)
Lineage: Eukaryota; Metazoa; Arthropoda; Insecta; Hymenoptera; Formicidae
Product: ribonucleases P/MRP protein subunit POP1
Exons: 2
Coding region: 66-2345 (759 amino acids)
Biological process (GO): tRNA 5'-leader removal
Cellular component (GO): ribonuclease MRP complex; nucleolar ribonuclease P complex
Source: RefSeq, a predicted model, not a curated record
CGCAGAUGUGUCAUAUCUUAUAACGUUAAAAGCCACCUAAAUUGGGAGAGGUAUAUUUGGCGAAAAUGGCAGAGUCGGCAAGCAGCCAAAAUUUACCAUCGACGAGUAAACAAUCAUCCCAUGAGAUCUACUUGGAGACUCACACGUGGCAUGCAAAAUAUUUUCACAUGAUCAGCAAGUGGAAACAUAUAAUUCCAAAUUAUUCAAGGAACUAUAGCCUUACAGCCAGUUACAGAGCUAUGACACAAGGCUGCCUUUUACAAGAUAUAUCUUACUAUACCUGUAUCGAAAUAGUAGGAGAGAAAAAUUGGUUGGAAGCAGCUUUGAGGGAACAUUGUAAUCCCAAAAAAACUUUUGCAGAAAGUAUGUACACCAAAGGUCAGAGAGAAGGUACUGUAAUGUUCUUUAAAAAGAAUGGCUAUCCACAGUUCCCUAUUGGUUACGUGAACUUUUUCUGGAAGCUAAGCGAGACAAACAUUAAAACCAUUUGGAUAUGGGUACAUCCUGCUUUUUAUAUUGAAUUCCUUAGCGAGAUUAUAUCUAGUUUUGAGUUUAAACAAAAUAACGCGGGACAAGAUAGAACUGACAUUUCACACAAUUUAAUUGAUUUGUACACAAAUAAUGCAGGCUGUGAAAUGCGUAUAUUAAAAUAUACAUUAAAUAGGUUCAGACUUUCUGGGCCAACAGCUUUAACUGUAUUAAAAGAAACAUUACAUGUACCAUCUCUAACUGAACUAGAUUUGGAUUCGGAAAGCUGCCCUAUGACAGAAGAACAGAAUAGCUCGUUAAAUGAUGAAAAAUUAGAUACAUCAUCAGGUAAUAAUGUCUCUGUGCAAUCUCUGCUGAAAAUGGCAAUUAAUGAAAAAGCUACGAAAGAUUUGACUAUACAAGAUCUUAAGGAAAAAAUGUGGCAUACUAUAUAUUAUAAAAAAAGAGAAAAUAUAAAAGCUUUUAAGAUACAAAAGCGAAUAUGGCAAUUGAUGAAGGGAUCACCAAGUUUUCUGCAAUCAAAUAUAAUUAUUGGAUUAACCGUUUUAGAUCCACGCUUUUUACCUGCAAGAAGAACGAGAACUAAGAUUUCUUUAUCUCCUGAAACCUUACGUUUUGUUCAGUUAACAUCUGACUUAAAUCGUUCUGCUAUUUGGGAUGCACAAAUACGUCAGAUCGUAAGCAGAUCUUGUAUGUCCAAUCACACAAUCAACGAGAUUCAACUUAUGUCAGAUGAUUCAUAUUUCAGUAAGGAUACAGUGGCAAAAAUACCGAUACUUCUUAUACAGAAACCUGCAGUAACUCUUUCAGGUUUAGAUUCCAGGAUAGAUAUUAUUAUACCAUAUAGAUGGGCAGGGAUAAUUUGGAUAGCACUUACAAAGCAAUCUCUAUUAGUAGGUGGACUUCAAGAGACCAAAUUAGUAGUUUUUGAAAGUUUAGGAACACACGUACCUGAUAUUAAUGAUCCCGACACUUCUGUUUCCAUGAUAAAAGCGUUGGAAAGAAAGAAUAUGUUAAUCAACAAAUAUUUUUCUCAUUCCCCAUACGAAAAAGUUAAUUUUAUCAAAUUUGGUAUUCUUAGUCCUUUCUUCUGCGAUUGGGAAAAUUUAACCAAAGGCUGGUCGGACACUCAAGAUUUUUACGUUUUGAGACACUUUAAACUUUUAACACUUUUAAGAACGAAAAUUAAAAUUAUUGAACAGAAUGCAAGGUCCAAAUCAACUAUCCAAGAGACAGAAUUCGAUUUUCGAGAUUUCGAUGAAUAUCAAAAUUGCCUGGUACAAGUUACAUUGUCUUUGGACAAAGGAAGACCGAAUGCGUUCGCGAUCAUAUGUAUGUCGACACACGAAGAUUUGAGAAGAUUCGAAAUUAAUAAAAAUUAUGAAGGGCCUGUCGAAAAAUGUCACACCGAUCGGGAUGAAAAGUCCCGCAAAAUAUAUAAAAAACACUUGAAGGAAAUGGAGCAACUAAGUCGGCACAGAGUUAAACGGAAGAAAACGUUGCAAGAUAAAGUAUUACCGAAGAAAUUUGAUGUCAUUCAUGACGUGAGGAGUCGUGCAAAGCUCUCAAAACGUAACAAAAUAAUAUCAGAUCGUGAGAAAGAAAAUAGAAAAGUGAAUCUCCCAGAAUCGACGGAAGUUCGCAAUUCCUGCGAUAAAGAAGUCAUGGGGUACGUAACGAUGGGCGAUUAUUCAUUUCUUCAUGGGAAAGGUAUUGGCAUUGGAUAUGUCGCAUUACCUUCGCUACUCGAAAUAAUUCGCAAAAAGUCUAACAUUGUUCUUGUUAGAAAUACUGAUGAACUACAAUAUAGAUUUGCACGAUUAGAAGUAGUAGAUCUUGAUAGGAGAUAUAAUUAGAUAUUAAUUAUUAGUAGAUAAGUGUGCGUCAUAAGUAUAUUUUUACUUUAUGAACA